AACAAAAAAUAUUAGAACAAGCCUCAGUUUUUUUCUGGUGGAAUAUAGAUUGUCAUCAUGUCUUUUUUUGGACUCACACACCUUGGAUAUCAAAAUGUUGUCAAAGAAGCAUCAGUAAAAUCACAGCAGGAUCCAAUUAGAUCUAAAACACAGUUAGGAUAUUUAGCUCUCCCUCCACUGAAAGAUCACAUGCCAAUGCAAAAGUCCAUUAUUCCUAUCAAUGAUGUUUCACAGUAUGGAAAAGGCCCUGAUAGAUCAUACAAUGAAUAUGUUAGAUUACGAGCCAAGCAUGUAAGAAAUCCACUUUCACCACAUGAUAUUUAUCUGCGUCCAGCAACCACGGCCCAUGAUAUAGGAUGGUGGACAAAAGAUGAACCUUUAAGGCAAAACCACCCCUGGACCUAUGUACCUAGACGGGUGACAAUACAUAGUGAGAUGAGCAGAUUUGUGGAUGAAAUGAAAUUGACCAAUAGGCAGUUUACUUUGUUCUAGACUACAUAUCCUUCAAGACAUCAAAUAAAGCUUAUAAGGAGACUAAGCUGGGUUUUUUUUUUUUACUUAUCAUGUCUCUUGCAUUGCCAAAAAUUCUAAAAUCUUCACUAUUGUAAUUUUUACAUAACUUACAUUUUCAAUGGAUCUUUUUGUUUGUAGGUUUAAUUUUUGAAAACAAUUGAAUAUUCAGCAUUAAAUAUUGGAAAGAGCUGCCUAAUAAUUAAACCUAGGAAAAAGCACAUGGUGAUAUGCUUGCAGCAGUUAUCUUUUCUUGGAUAGAAUCUAGUCUCCCACUAUUAAGUUCUGCUAUUAUGGUUUCUUCAUUUUCACUCACCCAUCCAAAGUUGUGAUUUACAUUUGUACAUAAACUUUUGGCUUUGUGUGCGUGAUUCAUUUGUAUAUUUUGAAAAUAUGUGUGCUUCUUAAUAAGUCAAUUUUUCUUCAUGCAUUUAUUGUUUGAUACUCAGUAUACUGUGAUAUUAUAAUUAACAAUGAAUCCUGGCUAAUAAAUAAUUACAGAAUUUAAAGUCACUCAGAAUUAGAAAUAUUUUUUUCUUCUUUUAGAACACUUGCUCAUUUUAUUAAGCUGUUUUUUUUUUGUUAAGACUUUCCUUUUACAUAAUUAUGUUUGUAAAACAUGUAUUUUUGUCUAACACUAACAAAAAAAUUGUAUAUGCUUACUUGUAGAAAAAAAUCAAGUUAACAUAAACAGUUUAGCUGGUAAAUUAACAAGAGAAAUGUCUAUAUACCACCUGUGUUAAACCUUAUAGCCAAUGCUCAGGGCAAACUAUGCUUGUAUAUGUUGUGUGUUGACUAACAUAAUAAAACAGUUUUCACAUAA
Molecule: messenger RNA, 1333 nt
Organism: Physella acuta
Lineage: Eukaryota; Metazoa; Mollusca; Gastropoda; Physidae
Product: testis-expressed protein 49-like
Source: RefSeq, a predicted model, not a curated record